AUGCGAACUCGAUCGAGUCAGUCUACAGAGGACUUGGUCGAGCUAGACUUUACAACGGGUAGAAAGAGGAUUCAGAGGUCACAGAGGGUACAAGAGGAACCUGAGGUGCUUGUUGCUGAUACAAUGGACGUACCAGAGGGGAAUGGAAACCCUUUGGGCAAUGGACUCGGUCGAGCUAGGCAAACUCGACCGAUUGGUCAAGGAGAUGCUCCAAACCGCCACCAACAGAGACAAGGGAUUUUUCCACCACCAGUGCAGAACCACAACUUUGAGAUCAAGCUGGGAAUGAUCAACGUUGUUCAGAACAAGAUGUUCCAUGGAUUGCUGAUGUACUUGCAUUUUACAUAG
Messenger RNA from Microthlaspi erraticum, 348 nucleotides. Lineage: Eukaryota; Viridiplantae; Streptophyta; Magnoliopsida; Brassicales; Brassicaceae. The record is from the annotation of a GenBank genome assembly.